CGAGGAUGAUCAGCCUUUGAAUGUCUGCUUUACUGAUCUAACGAAGCAUUAAGCAUUAUAUGCAACCGAUAAAGUUUAAACCUUUCGCACAUUGCCUCGAGCUCAUUCUAGAGUAGUUUGUGAUCUGUUAGGUCGGAUCCCGGGGUCGGAUAAUAUCCAUACCAUACCAGACUUUUUGCAGCUCAUUGAGAGGAAGAUUCAAGAUGAGUUCUGUUUUUAUCGACGAAGGAGCAGUUCGAGAUGGAUACGAGAACGUCAGGAAUGACGAAACCCCAGAGAAUUGGGUGGUCCUGAAGUAUGAUGGCAAACAGAUAUUCGUAUAUGAAAGUGGUAUUAACUACGAAGAUUUCUAUGCACAAUUUGGAGAUGAAGAAGCAGUGUAUGGAUACGUUAGAGUUGAGACUGGUGACGAAAUGAGUAGACGGGCAAAGUUUGCUAUGAUUACGUGGGUUGGGUCGAAUAUCUCUCCGCUAAAGAAGGCGAGAGUUAGCACAGACAAAGCCUUCGUCAAACAGGUCUGGAUUCAAUUUGGCAAAGAGAUUAUUGCUGAUGAGAAAUCUGAGUUGGCAUACGACAAGAUAGCAGACAUACUUGAACGGGCAUCAGGAGCCGCCUACGGGACUGGAAAAUAAACUUGAUAUUACGUAAAUAAGCUUAAUCGUUCAUCAUUUUACUUCUUAAUUCUAUUCUAAGUAAAUUUAGGAUGUUUUUCUUUUUAACUUAACUUUCCCUUUUCUCGUAAGCUACGGUCGCAAAGGUUGAACAACGCACCAAAAUGAAUAAGAUCUUCUUUAAAACGAAACGAUUUUGGCUCUAUAAUGGGUUUAGAAUACGUUUUUCAUAAGAAUGCCUCCAGCUAUUCUUUCGUCAUACUUUCGGCCAUCUGACGGUUUUUGUCGUCCCAAGAUGGUGUUAUGUGUAGUUCAUGGCAAUCUCAAGUCAUUCAUGAGAAAAUAUAUUUUAAAUUUAAUUCAUUUUAAAGUUGCAGAAAGUGUGUAGCUACGCCUCACGAAUACCUUACGAACGCCUUAAAAGAAGAAUAGUUCGUUAUAGCACCGUACGAAUUUUCAUUCAAAGAACGUGUUACGAUUUACGAACACCUUUAAACACCGUAACUCAAGGUGUUCAUGCGAUCAUGAUGGGAAUGUAAGGCUUUUAGAAUUGGCUCUCGACCCUACAAAAUCAUGUGUGAUUCUUACGAUGUUCUUACGGCUGCCAUAUACGAACAGAGAUUUUCGUAUGACGUUACAAAAAUCAAUAAACAAGACCGUCGACCAAGCUGCGAACUUCCUACGGCCUUCUUGAGAAGAUCUCUUGAAAUGAUAAAAAAAUUGUUCGUACGGUGAUUAUAGCAGUUCUUAAUGGUAUUGUAUUGAUGCAGUCAUAGAUUGGUUAUAGAUUUAUAUAAAUGUUAAAAAGAUGACUUCGUUUAGUUUAGUUUAUAUUACUUUUCGAAUGUAAACUUUUAUAUGGUGUAAAUCUUUGUAUAAUUUGCGCUCCCGUUGAAAAUAAUUAUAUAAUGAUCGUAAUAUCAUCAUGUUAUUCAGUUUAUGGGGCAUCAAAAUUCCCGUUUUGGUUUAUAUCACUUUGUCAACAUUCACGCUGUAACUGUGCAUUAACGCUCCCUAGAAGAGAAACAAACCCUGUGUAGGCCGGGGGGGCCUCGGACCCCC
Messenger RNA from Lytechinus variegatus (green sea urchin), 1673 nucleotides. RefSeq names its product coactosin-like protein. Gene Ontology annotation, molecular function: actin filament binding. NCBI's taxonomy places the organism in Eukaryota, Metazoa, Echinodermata, Echinoidea, Temnopleuroida, Toxopneustidae. The transcript is spliced from 4 exons. Gene Ontology annotation, cellular component: actin filament; plasma membrane; site of polarized growth. Bases 204 to 632 code for a protein of 142 amino acids. The record is from RefSeq and is a predicted model, not a curated record. Gene Ontology annotation, biological process: regulation of actin filament polymerization.